AUGUCAACACCACUCAGCUUGAGAUGGGAACACAUUCCUUACAGCACACAAGGAGAUAAUCUCCCCACAGGAGGUGGAAUUAGUCAUACCAUCAUUGAUGAAUAUCGAUUUGCAGUGUUUGGUGGCCUCGGAUCCAGACGAUACAAUGAAUUGUAUAUUUUCAAUACUAGGAGCAAUGAGUGGUUGAAGGCUUCGAUGGAGAACGCCCCUUCUCGGAGAUGUAAGGCUUCUUUGUGUUGCAGAGAAAUUCAAACAUUAUCACCCAAAGACAGUACAACCGAAGUGGUCAAGAAUUACAAGUUGUAUGUUUUUGGAGGUUGGACCAAUGAGGGUAAAACCAAUGAUCUCUAUGAAUAUGAUGUAGCACAAGAUGAAUGGAAACAACUCAAGCCCAACAAUGCAUCGUCAUGUUCGCCGCCAGAAAGAAGCGCUCACUCUUGUGCUGUCGUUGGAAAAUACAUGUAUCUCUAUGGAGGAAUUGGGAAUAAGAAAUAUGGUGACAUGUAUCGAUAUCACUUUGAGAAGAAUGAGUGGGAAUGUGUCAAUUCUAUGAAAGGAGAUGUACCCUUGCCUAGAUCGUCAUAUGGAGGUUUGAUAACGUUGGUGGGGAGUAUUCCAUCAAUGCCUCAAUUUUUAGUGACCUGUGGAUUGGUAAGUUUCAGCGUUUCAAAUCGUGUUCUUAUCAAAACGAACAAAGCAGCUGGUUCAGAAUGUUCUGGAGAAUGCUUUUCUUUCAAUACAUCCACGAAUGAAUGGAAAUUAUUGAAGCAGAUCAACCCACCUCCAAAGAGAGAAAGUGCAUGCUGCGUCAUUUUAAACCACAAGUUGUACAUGUUUGGUGGGUGGGGAGGUGACGCAAAAUUUUUCAAUGACAUGCAUGUUGCCACUUUUGAAUGA
Messenger RNA from Naegleria lovaniensis, 897 nucleotides. RefSeq lists its product as uncharacterized. The transcript is spliced from 2 exons. The record is from RefSeq and is a predicted model, not a curated record. NCBI's taxonomy places the organism in Eukaryota, Heterolobosea, Eutetramitea, Acrasida, Naegleriidae. Bases 1 to 897 code for a protein of 298 amino acids. Gene Ontology annotation, molecular function: protein binding.